This is a messenger RNA of Solanum lycopersicum (tomato), 1088 nucleotides long. RefSeq names its product universal stress protein (gene USP). Lineage: Eukaryota; Viridiplantae; Streptophyta; Magnoliopsida; Solanales; Solanaceae. The record is from RefSeq and is marked validated.
GACACAAGCGUGGCAAGCUUUGUCAUGUGGAAAUGACACUUUUCUUGUUUUGGCAUGCAUAUCUGCCACGUCAAAGUUUUUAGUUCUAUAUGAAAUUCUCAUCCCAAAACACAACAAAAUUAAAUUAGAACAGCUCGAAAAUAAUUGAAGGAGAAAGCAAUAUUUAUAUUUAUAAAAAAAAAUAAAAAUAAAGAGUAGAGAAUUAGUGAUCAAACGCACGCGGCAAGAGAGAAUACAUGGAGGCGGAGACAAGUGCAGCUAGUGAUACUCCUGUUACUAGGAAGAAGAUGAUAAUGGUGGCUAUCGAUGAGAGUGAAGAGAGUUUCUAUUCUUUGAAAUGGGCAUUAGAUAAUUUGAUCAAUGAUCCUUCUAUUAUCAUCACUCUCAUCAAUGUCCAAAUUCCUUUUACACCCAUGGUUUAUCCUGCUGGACCUGUUGUCUUUGCAACACCUACUGUUGUUGAAGCUGUGAGAAAAGGACAACAGGAGAAUGCAACUAGAAUACUCUCUCGGGCACUCCAUCUCUGCCAACAAAAGAUGGUGAAGGCGGAGACUCUGAUUGUAGAAGGGGACCCAAAAGAUAUGAUAUGUCAAACUGCACAUGAAUUGCACGUUGACCUUCUAGUAAUCGGUAGCCGAGGACUUGGCAAGAUUAAAAGGGCUUUCUUGGGUAGUGUGAGCGACUAUUGUGCUCAUCAUGUGCAAUGUCCUAUUCUCAUUGUGAAGCCACCCAAGGAAAACCCCAAAAGCAGCUAAUUAACAAGGAUAUAUCAUGUGCCAGUCUAUGAACAAUGUCAUUUACUUGAUGAUGAAUAAACACAAGUUCAUUGAGGAUUAUAAAACUUAUGUAUAUAUUAAUUAUAUUAUCAAUAAAUGGAGGUUGUAUCUGUUGUCUCAAUAGCUAGCCCAGUCCACAGGCAAUAGGUUUUUGGGUAAAAGCCAGUCGUCACAACUAGUGCAAUCUGAAUAUUUGACCCUCAUUCCUCUGGUAACGCAAGUUGCUGCAGCUUAUGUGGCUCUGUAUUUGGUUUUAAUAAAUAUAACAAUUCAAAUUAGAGAUAUCUAGCACUUCAACCUCGAUGGAACAAA